Molecule: messenger RNA, 4233 nt
Organism: Lolium perenne
Lineage: Eukaryota; Viridiplantae; Streptophyta; Magnoliopsida; Poales; Poaceae
Source: RefSeq, a predicted model, not a curated record
AGAAGAUCCCGUCGAUUCUCGCGCGGCGGAGCUCUCACUCUCAGCCACCGGAUCUGACCGGUGGACGGCUCUGCCCUCAUCACGCCCCCACUCCGCCACUCACACAGCCUCCCACCUAAACCCCUGCCCUGUCUCCGGCUCCCCUCCCCCACCCAACCUCGGGAGCACCGGACGCCCGCACCAAGGAACCCGGCGGCGGCAUCGCCGCGUCCUCUGCUCGUGUAAUGGAAGAUCCACCAAGGGACAGUGGGCAAUCAACAAAUGGCCCUGAGCCUGAGCUGGAAUCUACGAUACUGGAUGACACUGGAGGGAGCAGAUCCCAUACCAUGGAUGAUUCGAACGGGCAGUCUUCUAUGGAUGUUAACAGAGAUCUGUCUUUUAUGGAUGUGGAUGCGAAUGGGAGAUCAUCCCUGGAUGAUGAUAGUAAAGGGAAGUACUCUUCUGAGUCACAUCCAGAAGUUCCCAUUGACAUGAGCUUGGGAAGUCUAGAGGAGUUCUGCAAGGAAGCCUCAAGGUCAUUUUUUGACGAGAUUGGUCUGAUUAGCCAUCAGUUGAAUUCCUACAACCAGUUUGUCUCGCAUGGGCUCCAGGAGCUUUUUCAUUCGCUAGGGGAAAUUACCGUCGAGCCGGAUUAUGAUCCUUCAAGGAAAGGACCAGGUGGUUGGAGGCAUGCCAUCAUCAAGUUUGGGAAAGUGGAACUACAUAAGCCUGUAUUUUGGUCUGAAAAAACUGAUUUUGCUGAGGAGUCACUCGUCCUCGAGCCGAGACAUGCUCGCCUCCAAAAUAUGACAUAUUCUUCCAAAAUGGAGGUAGAAGUGAAUAUCAAGGUUUAUUCUAUGGAGAAAAGUGACAAGGCUAAAACAGGGAAUGAUCUUUCUGUUCAGAGCAGAGUUCUUAUCAUGAACGAAACUACAACAAUGAAUAUUGGCCGCCUUCCAGUUAUGGUUAAUUCAAACUUAUGCUGGCUGCAUAAAGAUAAGAAAAGUGAGCAUAAAGAUAAGAAAAGUGGGCAUGCAGAUAAGGCAAUUGACUGCCUUUAUGAUUCUGGUGGAUACUUUUUGAUCAAGGGAAUGGAGAAGGUAUUCAUCGCGCAAGAGCAAAAAUGCUUGACCAGGAUUUGGGUUGCUGACCGGCCUUAUUGGACUGUCUCUUAUUUGUCUGAAAUCAGAAAAAGAAGAGUAUAUAUCACACUAAUUGAUUCUACAAAGAAUAAUGAUACCAGUGGGAGCAAAAUCAUUUCCUUCUCCUUUUUGUAUGCCAAUAUGCCUAUUUGGCUAAUGUUUUUUGCGCUGGGCGUAUCAUCUGACAAGGAAGCAUUUGAUAUGAUAGACAUGGGAGACUGUGAUGCUUCUGUCAUGAACGCGAUAUCUGCAACUAUUAGUGAAUCAGGUGAACUGUGUGAAGGCUUUCGCAAGUCCGAUAAAGCCCGCCAAUAUGUGGAUGAUUUGGUCAAGAGUCAAAAAUUUCCUCCAGCAGAGUCGUUUGAUGAUUAUGUUGCUAAGAAUCUGUUUCCUGGUAUAAGUGGGAAUAGGAAUAAAGCAUAUUUCUUAGGUUACAUGGUCAAAUGCCUUCUCAUGGCUUUUACUGGGAAGCGCAAAUGUGAUAAUAAGGAUGAUUUCAGGAACAAAAGGUUGGAGCUACCUGGUGAAUUGCUUGGAAGAGAACUUCGUGCACAUCUUAGGCAUGCAGAGAGACUCAUGGUUAAGGCCUUGCAGAGAGAUUUGAAUAGUGACCGCGAUUUAGAGUUUCCUCUGCGCUACCUUGAUGCUUCAGUUAUUACUAAUGGUAUAAAUCGUGCCUUUGCUACUGGUUCUUGGUGCCACCCCUUCAAAAGAAAUGAAAGAUGCUCAGGAAUUGUUGCAACGCUAAGGAGAACAAAUCCUCUUCAAAUGAUGUCAGACUUGAGGAAAAGUCGCCAGCAGGUUGCUUAUGCUGGGAAAGCUGGUGAUGCAAGAUAUCCCAAUCCGUCCUACUGGGGAAAGAUGUGUUUUAUGUCCACUCCUGAUGGUGAAAACUGUGGGCUUGUGAAAAAUCUAGCUGUGACUGCUAUUGUUAGCUGCAGAGUGGCACAGCCAUUGAUUGACAGAUUUAUUUCUUGUGGAAUGAAUAAACUGGAUGAAAUUCAUGCCGAGGAGAUUCCUAAAAUGGUUAAGAUCUUUCUCAAUGGCGAUUGGGUAGGAUCCUGUACUGAUCCAGCUUCAUUUGUCAUGCGUUUAAGGUGUAUGAGACGCGGUGGUCUGAUUGAUCCACAGGUUGAAAUCAAAAGGGACAAGCACCAACUUCCUGGAGAAGUACGGGUGUUCUCUGAUGCAGGGCGAAUCCUCAGACCUCUUCUUGUGGUUGAGAACCUAAAUAAAAUUACAAAACGGAAGGGCUGUCCUUACUCUUUUCAGACACUAGUGCAACAAGAAAUAAUUGAGUUCAUUGGUGUUGAAGAGGAGGAAGAUAUACAAUGUGCAUGGGGAAUUAGGCACCUAUUUCCGAGCAGUGGGCAGGAGGUUCCUGGUUAUACUCACUGCGAGCUGAAUGGAUCUUUUCUGUUGGGAUUAAGUUGUGGUCUUAUCCCUUUUGCAAAUCACAAUUUUGCUCGAAGGGUGCUGUACCAGUCGGAAAAACACUCACAGCAAGCUAUUGGAUACUCCACAACAAAUCCACGUACCAGAGUUGAUACUCUUUCCCAUCAACUUUACUACCCUCAGAAACCCCUUUUCAAAACAGUUACAGCUGAUUGUAUUGGGAGAUCAGAUUAUCCUUUUGGAAGAAAAGAUGGAUUUUCUAGGCCAGAGUAUUUCAAUGGACAAAAUGCGAUAGUGGCAGUCAAUGUUCAUCAGGGAUUCAACCAAGAGGAUUCCCUGGUUAUAAAUAGGGCUUCUCUUGAACGGGGCAUGUUCAGAACUGAGCUCAUACGGAGCUAUAAGGCAGAAGUAGAGACCAAAGAGCCCAUCAAACGGCUGAAAAUGAAGGAAAAGGUGAACUUUGGUAAAAUGGAAAGCAAGAGAGGGCGAGUUGACAAUCUUGAUGACGAUGGAUUACCAUACGUGGGUGCAAGUCUCCAGAGUGGAGACAUUGUCAUUGGGAAAGUGUCAGAAUCUGGUGAAGACCAUAGUAUUAAACUGAAGCAUACGGAAAAGGGAAUGGUCCAGAGAGUGUUGCUCUCAGCCAAUGACGAGGGGAAGAAUUUUGCUGUUGUGUCUUUAAGACAGGUUCGAUCUCCUUGUGUCGGAGAUAAAUUUUCUAGCAUGCACGGACAGAAAGGUGUUGUUGGUUUUCUAGAAUCCCAGGAGAACUUCCCUUUUACUUGCCAAGGAAUAGUUCCGGAUAUUGUGAUAAAUCCACAUGCCUUUCCUACCCGUCAAACUCCAGGCCAGCUGCUUGAAGCUGCUUUGGGGAAGGGAAUUGCUCUUGGUGGUAAAAUUAGAUAUGCAACGCCAUUCACAACAGCAUCACUUGAAGUGAUCUCGGAACAAUUGCACAAGGCUGGAUUUCAAAGAUGGGGAGCUGAAGGUGUUCUCAACGGCCAAAGUGGUGAAAGAAUGAAAUCCCUGAUUUUCAUGGGACCUAACUUCUACCAGAGGCUGACACACAUGUCCGAAGACAAGGUGAAAUUCCGGAACACGGGGCCAGUGCACCCCCUCACAAGGCAACCUGUCGCAGACAGGAAGAGGUUUGGAGGUGUGAAGUUUGGCGAGAUGGAGCGCGACUGCCUCCUUGCCCACGGAGCAGCUGCCAAUCUCCACGAGCGGCUCUUCAUGCUUAGCGACUUCUCAGAGAUGCAUGUGUGUCAGACGUGUGAACGGGCGGCGAACGUCAUCAUAAGGCCCGUCCAAGGAGGGAAGAAGAUCCGAGGUCCUUACUGUGGGUUCUGCCGGUCUUCGGAGAACAUAGUCAGGAUUGCCGUCCCCUACGGCGCGAAGCUGCUCUACCAGGAACUCUUCAGUAUGGGGAUCUGCCUCAAGUUCAAGACGGAAGUCUGCUAGAACUCCGUUGUCAGACUCAUGAUGUAUAUAGGUUAUCUAUGGUUAUGGACAUGUAUGCUAUGCGAAACCCCCUUGUGACAAUGGUGUUUGCAUUAGCUAGCUAUGAUGGGGUGAGCCCUGUGAUGCGAAGCUGCUCGUGAAGGAUAUCUUAAGCCGUGUGGGAUCUACCCUCCGGCCUGGGAAGUUGCGUUGAAACAUUAUAUUAGCUAGACCUGUUUUAAUGAACUUCCUCCUAAGUGACUGGAACUUUUGUCUA